CUGCCGACCGCAAUGCAGACGCGGGGCCCUCCAGUGCUGCCCGCGUGGCUUUCCUCAGCGGGUCCCGGCGCUGUGGGGUCCGUGCUCCUCUCGUGCCCUGUGCUCCCGGCAGCUUCCCCAGCUGAGCGCGGUCCCCAGCCCGGGUUCAGCACUCUUUGGAUGCCUCUGCCUUCCCCUCCCCCUGUAGACUGGUCCCGGGGGUGGGGUUUCCCUAAGCUCUCGCCCCCUCCCACCCCCACCCCUCAUGUGUGCCCACCCCUCCCCCGCCCGCCCCUAUGUAUGUGUCACGGCGCGCCAUUCCCGCCCACCUACCUCCCCGCGGUACCAGAGGGGGCUCACUGAGCUGAGGACGCGCACAGCACCACUCAAAGGUCCCUCACUCUCUCUCCGCACCCUUGCCGGCUGGCAUCUGACGCAGGUGCCAAGGGGGCUCCGGGCACCUUUCUGUGUCCCUUCCCUCUACCAACCCUGCUCCGCAACCCAGCCAGUUAGCUGCCACUGAGGCCACCGCCCGAGGGGACCUGCGGACAAGACGCCGGAGGGAGGAGGGGUGCGGAGGGCACUCCGCGCAGAGCAUCCCCGCUGCAGCGCUGCAAGACCCGGGGCUCGCAGCCCCCCAGGAAUCCCUAGCUGCCUCGCCAGCGUUAAGGGACUGAAGUUUUUGGAGCAGCAAGUCCAACUCUUCAAGGUGAACUAUGACCACUUUACUACUGGUCUUUGUGACUCUGAGGGUCAUCGCUGCAGAGAUCUCCGAAGAAGUUCCAGACCAUGACAACUCACUGAGCGUGAGCAUCCCUCAACCAUCCCCACUGAAGGUCCUUCUAGGGACUUCCCUCACCAUCCCCUGCUACUUCAUCGACCCCAUGCAUCCUGUGACCACUGCACCCUCCACUGCCCCCCUUACCCCAAGAAUCAAGUGGAGUCGCGUUUCCAAGGAAAAAGAGGUAGUAUUGUUGGUGGCCACGGAGGGACAGGUUCGAGUGAACAGCAUCUACCAAGACAAGGUAUCAUUACCCAACUAUCCAGCCAUCCCCAGUGAUGCCACACUGGAAAUCCAGAACCUUCGCUCCAAUGACUCUGGGAUCUAUCGCUGUGAAGUGAUGCAUGGCAUUGAGGAUAGUGAAGCCACCCUGGAGGUCAUAGUAAAAGGCAUCGUGUUCCACUACAGAGCCAUCUCCACACGCUACACUCUAGACUUUGACAGAGCACAGCGGGCUUGCCUGCAGAACAGCGCCAUCAUCGCCACACCUGAGCAACUGCAGGCUGCCUACGAGGAUGGCUUCCACCAAUGCGAUGCAGGCUGGCUGGCUGACCAGACGGUCAGGUACCCCAUCCACACUCCCCGGGAAGGCUGCUAUGGAGACAAGGAUGAGUUCCCUGGAGUGAGAACCUACGGCAUCAGAGACACCAAUGAGACCUACGAUGUGUACUGCUUCGCUGAGGAGAUGGAGGGCGAGGUCUUUUAUGCCACAUCCCCGGAGAAGUUCACCUUCCAAGAGGCAGCCAAUGAGUGCCGAAGGCUGGGGGCACGGCUGGCUACCACGGGCCAGCUCUACCUGGCCUGGCAGGGGGGGAUGGACAUGUGCAGCGCCGGCUGGCUGGCGGACCGCAGCGUGCGCUACCCCAUCUCCAAGGCUCGGCCCAACUGCGGGGGCAACCUUCUGGGUGUAAGGACUGUCUAUCUGCACGCCAACCAGACAGGCUAUCCGGAUCCCUCAUCCCGCUAUGAUGCCAUCUGCUACACAGGUGAAGACUUUGUAGACAUCCCAGAAAACUUCUUCGGGGUGGGUGGCGAAGACGACAUCACCAUCCAGACAGUGACCUGGCCAGACCUGGAGCUGCCCCUGCCCCGAAAUAACACGGAGGGAGAAGUCCGGGGCAAUGAGAUCCUCACCGCAAAGCCCAUCUUCGACCUGUCCCCCACCAUCUCAGAGCCCGAGGAGCCCCUCACCGUUUUCCCUGCUGUGAGGGCCACGACCUUCCCUGAGGCUGAGAGAAGAACUGAGGAAACCACCAGGCCCUGGGGCUUUCCGGAGGAAACCACAGCUGGGCUGGACUCUGCCACGGCCUUCACCAGUGAGGACCUGGUUGUUCGAGUGACCCUGGCACCAGGUGCAGCUGGAGCCCCUGGGCAGCCCCACUUGCCGGGGGGAGUAGUAUUCCACUAUCGCCCAGGCUCCAGCAGAUACUCUUUGACAUUCGAGGAGGCACAGCAGGCCUGCAUGCAAACCGGGGCUGUCAUGGCCUCACCAGAGCAGCUGCAGGCUGCCUAUGAGGCAGGCUAUGAGCAGUGUGAUGCCGGCUGGCUGCAGGACCAGACCGUCAGGUACCCCAUUGUGAACCCACGGACCCCAUGUGUGGGUGACAAGGACAGCAGCCCUGGAGUCAGGACCUAUGGUGUGCGCCCGUCAUCAGAAACCUAUGAUGUCUACUGCUACGUGGACAAGCUUGAGGGGGAAGUGUUCUUUGCCUCACGCCUGGAGCAGUUCACCUUCCAGGAAGCGCAGGCCUUCUGUGAAGACCAAAAUGCCACCUUGGCCUCCACUGGCCAGCUCUACGCUGCCUGGAGCCAUGGCCUGGACAAGUGCUAUGCUGGCUGGCUGGCAGAUGGCAGCCUCCGAUACCCCAUCGUCACCCCUCGGCCUGCCUGCGGUGGGGACAAACCGGGCGUGAGAACUGUCUACCUCUACCCCAACCAGACUGGCCUUCCAGACCCAUUGUCCAGGCACCAUGCCUUCUGCUUCCGAGGUGUGUCCGUGGUACCCUCUCCGGGAAGAGAAGAUGGUAGCAUGCCCACAUCACCCUCUGACAUAGAGGCCUGGAUCGUCACUCAGAUGGGGCCUGGUGUGGAUGCUGUCCCAUUGGAGUCAGAGACAACAGUGGAGCCAGACUUCACCACUGAAGCAGAAAAACAGACUGAAUGGGAACCAGCCUAUACCCCAGUGGGUACAUCCCCACUACCAGGGAUCCCGCCCACGUGGCUCCCCACCAUUCCAGCGGCAGAGGACCACACUGAAACCCCCUCUGCCACUGAAGAGCCCUCUGCCUCAGAAGUGCCUUUCGCCUCAGAGAAGCCUUAUACAACAUCACUUGCAUCACCAAGUGGGACAGAGCUGCCAGGCUCUGAGGAGGCAUCAGGACCACAUGACCUCAGUGGUGACUUCACAGGCAGCGGAGAAACUUCAGGAGGCCUUGAAUCCAGUGGGCAGCCAUCAGGGGGCAGUGAGAGUGGACUUCCCUCUGGUGACCUUGAUUCCAGUGGCCUCCAUCCCACAGUGAGCUCAGGCCUGCCUGUAGAAAGUGGACUGGCCUCAGGAGAUGGAGAAGGAGUGGAGUGGUCCCACACUCCCACAGUUGGCAGGCUGCCCUCUGGAGGUGAAGGCCUAGAAGGCUCUGCCUCUGGAACAGGAGAACUUAGCGGGCUGCCUUCUGGGAGGGAAACAAUAGGAACCUCUGCUUCUGGAGCAGAAGAUAUCAGCGGACUCCCUUCUGGAAGAGACAGUCUAGAAACUUCUACCUCUGGUGUAGAGGAUAUCAGUGGGAUUCCUACUGAAACAGGAGGUCUAGAGACAUCUGCCUCUGGAGUAGAGGACCUCAGUGGACUUCCUUCUGGACAAGAAGGUCCAGAAACAUCUACCUCUGGAAUAGAGGACAUCAGUGUACUUCCUACUGGAGGAGAAACUCUAGAAACUUCUGCUUCUGGAGUGGGAGACCUGAGUGGACUUCCUUCAGGAGGAGAAAGUCUAGAAACAUCUGCUUCUGGUAUGGAGGAUGUCACCCAGCUUCCUACUGAAAGAGAGGGUCUAGAGACUUCUGCCUCUGGAGUAGAGGAUGUUAGUGGGCUUCUUUCUGGAACAGGAGGUCUAGAAACUUCUGCCUCUGGAGUAGAGGACGUUAGUGGGCUUCUUUCUGGAACAGGAGGUCUAGAAACUUCUGCCUCUGGAGUAGAGGAUGUCAGUGUGCUUCCUACUGGAAGAGAAAGUAUAGAAACUUCUGCCUCUGGAGUAGAGGAUAUUAGUGGGCUCCCUACUGAAGCAGGAGGUCUAGAAACUUCUGCCUCUGGAGUAGAGGACAUUAGUGGCCUUCCUUCUGGAACAGAAGGUCUAGAAACUUCCUCUUCUGGAGUAGAGGAUGUUAGUGGGCUUCCUUCUGGAACAGGAGGUUUAGAAACUUCCACCUCUGGAGUAGAGGACAUUAGUGGCCUUCCUUCUGGAACAGGAGGUCUAGAAACUUCUGCCUCUGGAGUAGAGGAUGUCAGUGUGCUCCCUACUGAAGCAGGGGGUCUAGAAACUUUUGCCUCUGGAGGCUAUGUCAGUGGGAUUCCUUCUAGUGGAGAUGCUACAGAAACUUCUGCUUCUGGAGUAGAGGGUGUGAGUGGCCUUCCUUCUGGAGGUGACGGUCUAGAAACUUCUGCCUCUGGAAUGGAGGAUCUUGGUUUUUCUACCAGGGAUGAUCUGGAGAGUUCUGCUUCAGGAAUAGGUGUUACUGGGCCUCCUGCUGGAAGAGAGGAUCUAGAGACCUCUGUUUCUGGGGCAGGUGAUGACCUCAGUGGACUUCCUUCUGGAAAAGAAGGCCUAGAGACCUCAGCAUCUGGAGCUGAGGACCUUGGUGGGUUGCCUUCUGGAAAAGAAGAUUUGGUAGGUUCUGCCUCUGGAGCCUCAGACAUUGGCAAGCUACCUACUGGAAUGCUAGGAAGUGGUCAAACUCCAGAAGCAAGUGGCCUACCUUCUGGAUUUAGUGGUGAGUAUUCUGGAAUGGACAUUGGCAGUGGCCCAUCCUCUGGCCUGCCUGACUUUAGUGGACUUCCAUCUGGGCUCCCCACUGUCUCCCUAGUGGACAGUACCUUAGUGGAAGUGGUCACAGCCACCACUGUCAGUGAACAGGAAGGAAGAGGAACCAUCGGCAUCAGUGGUGCAGGAGAAGUGUCAGGGCUACCCCUCAGUGAAUUGGACAAUAGUGGGGACAUUAGUGGUGUCCCUUCAGGGACUGAACUCAGUGGCCAGGCAUCCGGGUCACCUGAUGUCAGUGGAGAAACCUCUGGAUUUUUUGAUGCUAGUGGACAGUCGAUUGGGUCUUCUGAUGUCAGUCAGGGAACAUUUGGGAUUCCUGACACCAGCGGGACAGCUGAAGCCACUGAGCUUAGUGGACUGUCCUCUGGACAACCAGGUGUCAGUGGAGAAGGGUCUGGAGCUCUCUUUGGCAGUGGAGAAACCUCUGGGCUUCCAGAUCUCAAUGGGCAGCCCUCGGGGUUGCCAGUGUUCAGUGGAACAACACCCAUAACCCCUGACCUGGUUUCUGGCAGCGUGAGUGGCAGUGGGGACUCUUCUGGCAUUACAUUUGUGGACAGCCGUUUUGUAGAAGUGACCCCUACCACUUUUAAAGAAGAAGAAGGCUUAGGAUCAGUGGAACUCAGCGGACUCCCUUCGGGGGAGAUGGACCUGUCUGGCACAUCUGGGACUGUGGACAUCAGUGGCCAAUCUUUUGGAGCAAUUGAUUCCAGCGGAUUCACAUCCCCAGCUCCGGAACUCAGUGGCCUCCCAAGUGGAGUAGCUGAAGUCAGUGGAGAAUUCUCUGGAGUUGAGCCUGGGAGCAGCUUGCCCUCAGGAGCACAUGACGGCAGUGGACUUGCCUCGGGUUUUCCUACUGUGUCUCUUGUAGACAGGACUUUGGUGGAAUCUGUAACCCAGGCUUCAACUGCUCAAGAAGCUGGAGAAGGGCCUUCGGGCAUUUUGGAACUCAGUGGUACCCAUUCUGGAACACCAGACAUGUCCGGGGACCUUUCCGGGUCUUUGGAGCUAAGCACACUGCAGUCUGGGCUGGAACCCAGCACAGAGCUACCGAGCUCUCCAUACUUUAGUGGGGACUUUUCCAGCAGCACUGAUCUAAGUGGAGAAUCCGUAGUUGCAACAGCUGGUAGUGGGGAAACCUCGGGGCUUCCAGAAGUCACUUUAAUCACUUCAGAAUUAGUGGAGGCUGUGACUGAACCAACCGUCUCCCAGGAACUUGGCCAAGGGCCUUCUGUGACAUAUACUCCUGGGCUCGUUGAGGCCAGUGGGGAAGCCUCGGCAUCAGAGGACCUUGGUGGAGCUGUGACAAACUUCCCUGGGUCUGGAGUAGAAGCAUCUGUCUCAGAAGCCAGCAGUGAGUCAUCGGCUUACCCUGAGGCUGCAGUAGGAGUGUCUGCUGCCCCUGAGGCCAGCAGUAAACAGUCUGUGUUCCCAGAUCUUCACAAAAUCACCUCUGCCUUCCAUGAAGCAGAUAUGGAGACGACAACCUCAGGCAUGGAGGUGGGCGGCACCUCUUGGACCUUUCAGGAAAGCACGAAGGAGGGGUCUGCUGCUCUGGAAGUGAGUGGAGAAUCUACCACUGCCUCCAGUAUAGACACUGACAUGUCAGGCAUGCCUUCUGCCACUCCCAUGACUUCUGGAGACAGGACUGAAGUCAGUGGAGAUUGGUCUGUUCACACCUCAGAGCUGAAUGUUGCCAUCAGCACCACACUCCCAGAGUCCGAGGGGGCCCAACCUACCCAGAGCCCUACAGAGACACAUCAAGAAAUCAAAUCCCCAAUGUCCUCAUACUCAGGAGAGGAGACCCAAACAGCAGAAACAACCAUAUCCCUGACAGACACCCCCUUGUCUCCAGAAGGCUCAGGAGAAGCAGAGUCAACUGCUGCAGACAUUGAUGAGUGCCUCUCAAGCCCUUGUCUGAAUGGAGCCACCUGCGUGGAUGCCAUCGACACUUUCACAUGCUUAUGCCUUCCCAGCUACGGAGGGGACCUGUGUGAGAUCGACCAGGAACAAUGCGAGGAAGGAUGGACCAAGUUCCAGGGCCACUGUUAUCGACAUUUCCCUGACCGUGAGACCUGGGUGGAUGCUGAGAGAAGGUGUCGAGAGCAGCAGUCACAUCUGAGCAGCAUUGUCACUCCUGAGGAACAGGAGUUUGUCAACAAAAAUGCUCAAGACUACCAGUGGAUAGGUCUGAAUGACAGGACUAUCGAAGGGGACUUCCGCUGGUCUGAUGGACACUCCCUGCAAUUUGAGAAGUGGCGUCCCAAUCAGCCUGACAACUUCUUUGCUACUGGAGAGGACUGCGUAGUAAUGAUCUGGCAUGAGAAGGGCGAAUGGAAUGAUGUCCCCUGCAAUUACCAGCUGCCCUUCACAUGCAAAAAGGGCACUGUGGCCUGUGGAGACCCCCCAGUGGUGGAGCAUGCCAGGACCCUCGGGCAGAAGAAGGACCGAUACGAGAUCAGCUCCCUGGUGCGGUACCAGUGUACUGAGGGCUUUGUCCAGCGCCAUGUGCCCACCAUCCGGUGCCAGCCCAAUGGGCACUGGGAAGAACCUCGAAUCACCUGUACAGAGCCCACCAUGUACCAGCGCAGGCUACAGAAGCGGAGCCUGAGACACACACGGAGGAGCCGCCCCAGCAUGGCCCACUGAGAGAAGCUUCCACCAUGUGCCCCAGGAGGCUGAGCCCAGAGGCCAGCCAG
Phodopus roborovskii (desert hamster) is the source of this 7486-nucleotide messenger RNA. RefSeq names its product aggrecan (gene Acan). Gene Ontology annotation, molecular function: hyaluronic acid binding; calcium ion binding. Lineage: Eukaryota; Metazoa; Chordata; Mammalia; Rodentia; Cricetidae. Gene Ontology annotation, biological process: cell adhesion. The record is from RefSeq and is a predicted model, not a curated record. Bases 696 to 7436 code for a protein of 2246 amino acids. The transcript has 19 exons.